Hibiscus syriacus is the source of this 399-nucleotide messenger RNA. RefSeq lists its product as uncharacterized. Gene Ontology annotation, molecular function: nucleic acid binding; RNA-DNA hybrid ribonuclease activity. The record is from RefSeq and is a predicted model, not a curated record. Bases 1 to 399 code for a protein of 132 amino acids. The transcript is spliced from 2 exons. NCBI's taxonomy places the organism in Eukaryota, Viridiplantae, Streptophyta, Magnoliopsida, Malvales, Malvaceae.
AUGUUUGUUGGUGAUGGAACCGACGAAGCAGCUGGUGGUGGUCUCAUUCGAGACAGUGAAGGAAGAUGGAUUACUGGCUUUGUUCGGAAUAUUGUUCGAUGGGAGAGUGGAGCUAGAAGCAUUGAGAUCGAAGUUCACAGUUCUGAAGCGGUGAGAAUCCUAAACUGCUCACCUAAAGACCAUGGACCUUCGAUUGUACGCAGAAUCCGUCACCUGUUAAAGCGUCAGUGGAGGGUUCGAAUCUAUUACAUCAGCCGUGAGAGGAAUGUCAUUGAUGACUCGCUGGCCCGCCUCGGUCGCUCUCGUAGGCUCGAUUUGGAUAUCCUUGGACAACCAACAACUGGUCUGCAACUACUGCUCGACAAAUACACGGCGUUAAUGGUCGAAAGAGAUCUCUAG